AACUUGCCGAGGUAUAACCAACCACCUCUCUAGAAAACCAGGUCAAGCUAAUUAGCUUCCAUCUGUGAUCUGUUGAUUAGUUCAGAAUAAAAGCAGUUGGUCUUUGGACUUUCUAUCCCCAUUGGAUGUAGUCAUUUUAGAGUCAAACAUUUUGACAGUGCCUGAUCUUAAUUUGGGAGUAAAUGUGACUACUGGAUAAAUAGCUGUGUAGUUCAGUUUUUCUUAUAGAAGCAGUCUGACCCUACGAUUCAGGGCGGUUCUCAUAUGUUGCAUAAUAUUGUUACUAAUCUGCUUACCAGAAAGAAAGUAGCUGUUCACAGGAAAUUAACCUUGCCAAAACCAUCCCCUUAGCAUUUUUCCCCUAAUUUUUUACAGGAAAAAACACCCGUAGCAAUCUAUUAAAAACCAGCCAAUUCCCAGACUUAAGACGCACUUAAGUUUGUCUUGCUACUCGCUACUUUCACUUUCAUUUUAAGAAUUUGGAACUUAUAGUACUUAUAUCACACAGCUACCCCAACCAGAGACAACUGAUGCUGACAAACCAACACCUCACCAGAACAUGUUAUAGGAGUGUAAUCAUGUUGCAUUUCCUUCUAUGGGCUUCACUGUUUCUCUUAAUUAUCCACGAACAAGUAUGUCAAGAUGGUGUCCUGCAGGGACCUCAGGAUGUUAAAGUGGAUUAUAGCCUUUCAGAGCAACGGAUAUCUGUAACAUGGGAAGAUGAUCCAUUUUCCCGGAGAGGUCCUGAUAAACUCAUUUAUGACGUGGAGGUUCUCUUAACUGACAGUAUGAAAUAUGUGCACAGGGUACGUGCUUAAGUCAACGAUUGAUAUUCUGGCAUGGACUUCAUUACAGUUUGGAGGAUAUUUCAAGAUUAUUAGAUACUGUAUUCUAACACUUUGGAUUUGAAAUGGUACAUUUGACAAUUUUGAUCAUGUACAGACUUUCAUCUUUAAUUUGAAAGGUUUUCAUCCAUAUCAGGUGAACUAUAGAGAACGCAAUUAACCCCGUGAUUUUAUGACAACAAAAGCAUUUGGACAGGUCCACAUUAUGUACAAUGAAGUAGUCAUGUUUAGUUUUUGGUCAUAUAUGGAUUUCAUUUGGACAUUUGGAUUCAGAUCGGUGAUUCACUGGGCCAAUGAACAACAUUCCACUCCAUAUUUCACAGAUAAGGUUGUAUGGCAGUGUCUUUUCUUCACACUCCAUUUCCAUCACUCUGGAAGCUGUUGAUGUGACAUCAGACCAAGUCUACAGUAAACAUCAUUGGAGUUGGACCUCUGUUUUACCUCUGGAAUGCGCCUCCCACUCAGUCAGACUCCGCUCUCGAUAUCAGACAUACACUAGUCAAUGGAGCCCCCUUCAGACCAAUACUGGGAUGAAACCAUCAACGCCAGAGGUUUACCCAAAAAACAAAGUGGUUCAAGUUGAUAGCAACCUCACCUUCUGCUGUAUUCUUGGGCCAGGGGAGAGUCUUAAAUUCAUGCAUUACAACAACACUCCAAUGAAAACCAUCAACAUCAGUGAGCAGAGCUAUGCCAUGGUUGUACACAUGCGCACUCCUUCUCCGCCCAACUGCAUCAAUGUCAACUGUAAUUUAGCUACUUAUGGCACCUGUGUUUAUGUGGGAUAUCCCCCCGAUGACAGGAACCUUAUAUGUGAGACCCGUGACUUGGAGUCAGUGGUGUGUCACUGGGACAAAGGGAGGCUCACCUACUUGACUAAAAAGAGGCAGACUCAGUAUCAUCUGAACGGAAGAGCUUGUCCACAUGACACGAUGACAAACUGCAAACAAACAGUGAGAGUGGAUCAGGGGGAGAAGAAUUGGACAUUGACUGCCGAAAACCCCCUUGGCACACUGAAGCUCAUAGACAGAGCAGAUUUAAAGAAAAGAGUGCAUUUAUUAGCUCCUGUGGAGUUGGAGGCAUUAAAUGUGAAUGCUAGAAAUGCCAGCGUCCAGUGGCGGUGGGAAAUAAAUCAGUACAACAACCUACUGAUGAUUUGCGAAGUACAGCUGGAGAACAAUGGGCAAAUAGACAUGAGGAAACAUUCUGGAAAUGGCAUUGGGUCAGUGAUUUUAACUGACCUAGCCCCAGCGCAGACGUACACAGUGCAUGUGCGUUGUGGAUUAAAACAGCACUUCUGGAAAUGGGGUGACUGGAGCAGAGGUAGUACCUUUCAAACCAACGAGGACAUUCCUGAAAAAUUAGAUGUCUGGAUGCAGAUUGAGGGGAACCAAACCGUUGUACUUUGGAAACCACUUUCAGCGAACCAGAGUCAUGGGCAUAUCUUGGACUACGAGGUGACCUGGGGAAGACAGAAUGCCACUGUCAUUCCAACUCGGCAUUACUUUCCCCUCAGUGAUCAAUUCACCAGUGAGAGGCAUAGGGUCACAGUUACAGCCCGAAACUCGGCCGGCAGGUCCCCUCCCACGGCCAUUACUAUUCCCAGGCUCUCUAAGCCAAUGAGGAGCGCUGAGAAUGUCGUCGGCAGUGAUGGGGCAUUUGACCUGGUAUGGUCCGCCAGCCCCGACGCUAGGUGUGGCUACGUGGUAGACUGGUGUCCCACAUACAAAGAAUGCAGACCACAGUGGCUGAAGGUACCAACGGGUAUAACCAGGGCCAGAGUCCAGUCAGUUAGUUUUGAAGAAUGUGUGAGGUACACAUUCUCUAUCUACGGCUGUACUCCAGGGGCCCCAGAGCUAUUAGAGAGGAGGGAGGGCUAUGUGAAAGAGUGCCUUCCAGAGGUCCAGAUUAAGGACUUGGACGUACAUCAGUACGGUUCAGACACAGUUCAGAUCUCAUGGACUGGUAUUCCCUUAGAGAAUCAGACAUCGUUCCUUCGUAGUUAUGUCAUAUACUACUUCAAUAGCUUAGAUCCUGCCAGUGUGAAAGCUGUCCAUGUCUCGCCAGACGAGCCCAAGGCCAAGAACUUGACAGGUCUUACCUCCGGCUCAUACACAUUCACACUGAAGGCCCUAACAUCAGUAGGAGAGGGAGGAGAAUCAUCACCGUACUAUAAAAAGAUUGAGCCGCCAAUUGACCAGUUGAUCACAGUGAUGGUCAUUUGCUUGGGUUCUUUCGCCUGUCUCCUCACGCUGGUCACCGUCGUAUGCUACAGAAACUGGAACUGUAUAAGAAAUAAGCUGUAUCCUAAAAUUCCAAAGCCAGCGUGGAAUGACAAAUGGUUGACAGAACGGGACGGCCAUGGUUGCCAAAUCCUCGAUAUGGAUCGAUGUGAUCCCAGUAAGAUUGAUACAGUGGGUGACCUACAGCAGGCCGGAGAAGUUGAACUGGAAAACAAUACAGGAAACAAGGACAGCGUUUUACCCUGCACAGAUUCAUACAUCACUGCUCCGCAUGGAAACUACAUCCAGUACCCUCCAGAACAUUCCACCUCUGCUCCUCAUGUAAUGUCUUUUCAACAUUCAGGAACACAAAUCAGGAACUACUCAUACAACCUAGUAACACAGGCUGCUUUAGACAUUGGACAGCCCUCUAUUGACUCACCUUACUGUCCUAAACCUGAACCUCACAAUGACAUGUCUCAUGUGCCCUCUGGCUGUGACCUCAGGAUUUACCAGCCCCAUGUUACGUAGAAGCCAGCUAUCUAGCUAUAGGCGUAUAUGCAUUCAGAAUCACUUUUAAUCUCGAAGUGAAUAUACACAUUUUCAAUUGUCCCUGGGCUGUUGGUAUUGCUUGUGAUACAGACAGAACUCACUAUAUAUACAGUGUUUAUGACUAAUAUAAUCUGGGCUAUAUGGUAACCUCACCACAGUACUGAAACGGCCCGGAUUAAAGUUUUAAAGGAUAUAUGCCUGAAUACUGAUUCUGAUAAAAUAACAGUUCUGGUUCUAUUAGAUCUCAGUGCAGUAUUUGACACUGUAGAUCAUA
Molecule: messenger RNA, 3890 nt
Organism: Esox lucius (northern pike)
Lineage: Eukaryota; Metazoa; Chordata; Actinopteri; Esociformes; Esocidae
Product: leukemia inhibitory factor receptor
Exons: 16
Coding region: 1139-3595 (818 amino acids)
Biological process (GO): cytokine-mediated signaling pathway
Cellular component (GO): membrane; external side of plasma membrane
Molecular function (GO): cytokine receptor activity; protein binding
Source: RefSeq, a predicted model, not a curated record